Messenger RNA from Peromyscus leucopus (white-footed mouse), 2760 nucleotides. It is a transcript of the gene Zfp37, whose product is annotated as ZFP37 zinc finger protein. Gene Ontology annotation, biological process: regulation of transcription by RNA polymerase II. Gene Ontology annotation, molecular function: RNA polymerase II cis-regulatory region sequence-specific DNA binding; DNA-binding transcription activator activity, RNA polymerase II-specific. The record is from RefSeq and is a predicted model, not a curated record. Gene Ontology annotation, cellular component: nucleus. Lineage: Eukaryota; Metazoa; Chordata; Mammalia; Rodentia; Cricetidae.
GGUUCCAAUUCUGGGGCUCGCGCCUCGCAGCAGCUUCCCCCCGCACUUCCUGCCUGGGACAUCUCCCACCUGUGGGACCCUGGAAUAACCAGUAGCCCGCCCUGCCUGGACAGUGAUCCCAGAGGCGCCCGCGCCUCCGCUGUACGGCAGAGUCCAUGCCAAGAUGGCCGCGCCCACGAGAAAUCUCCGCAGGGCGCCGCCAUCGAAGCCGCGGGACCCUCUGAAGCGGCUCUCUGGGUGGCCGCCAUGUCGGCCUCUGACUCCAACCAGGUCCUGACAAAGCCAGAGGCGGUGGGCCGGAGGAGUGCAGGAACAGUCGACAAAGCCAGGAGUCCGAGGGACAUGGCUGCCUCUGAGCCCGCGGACAGCGAUGCGAAGGAAUGGGAGCCCCUGGAACCUGCGCAAAGGAACUUGUGCAAUGAAAUGAUGCCAGAGAACUGUAGCAGUCCAGCCUCAAUGGGAAAUCAAGAUCCCAAACAAGGCAUGAUCUCUAAGUUGGAAAAAGAGCGAUCACUGGAAGACGUGAAAACAACCAACCCAAGUAGUGUGAACAAAACAGCACAGCCCAAGAAAGCAGGAGCCAAUGCAAAAGUCCAGCAAGAUGAUGAGCAGAUAGAGGAAAAGCAGAAAUCUCAAUGCAAACUCAUUAAGGAAGCUACAUUCAAGAAGAAAAGUUCAACUGGUAAGAAAAGCAGUGAGUGUGCUUCAUCGGAGACAAAAGGUGUCAGUAAAAAACAUGUUCCUUCCAAAAAAAGGCUUCUGAAACCCGCCUCACAUGGGAAGAACUUGAAGCAGACUUUCGACUUCCCUGGUCAGAUUGAAAACGCUACAAAAAAGAAACCCGAUAAAGCUAAAGAGCACAGGAAAUCAUCCAGCUCUACCAUAUCUGAAACAAAGAAAGCUAAGAUUGCAACUAGAAAGAAAUGUGAGAAAACACCCAACAGUAAGUCCCCUGGUAAAGGUGACCGAAAUCCAGCAGGCAAGAGGUAUGAGAAAGUGUGCCAUCGUAGCUCGCCCAACACGAAAGAAGACAAGAUCCAGACUAGAGAGAAACAGAAAUCACCCAGCCAUAGCGGUUCAUCUACUGUAUCUGACAAAGCUCCAGCUUCUGGGAAACCUUAUGAAUGCAAUCAGUGUGGCAAGGUCCUCAGCCACAAACAAGGACUCCUUGACCAUCAAAGAACUCACACUGGGGAGAAACCAUAUGAAUGCAAUGAGUGUGGGAUAGCUUUUAGCCAAAAGUCCCACCUUGUUGUACAUCAGAGAACUCACACUGGAGAAAAACCAUAUGAGUGUGCUCAGUGUGGCAAAGCUCAUGGUCAUAAACACGCCCUCACUGACCAUCUAAGAAUUCAUACUGGAGAAAAGCCCUAUGAAUGUAAUGAAUGUGGGAAAACCUUUAGACACAGCUCAAACCUUAUGCAACAUGUAAGAUCUCACACAGGUGAGAAGCCUUAUGAGUGUAAGGAAUGUGGCAAAUCCUUUAGAUAUAAUUCAUCUCUUACUGAACAUGUGAGAACGCACACAGGUGAAAUACCAUAUGAAUGUAGUGAAUGUGGCAAAGCUUUUAAGUAUAGUUCAUCCCUGACUAAGCACAUGCGAAUUCAUACUGGUGAGAAACCAUUUGAAUGUAAUGAGUGUGGGAAAACCUUUAGCAAAAAGUCACACCUGGUUAUACAUCAAAGAACUCAUACAAAAGAGAAACCUUAUAAAUGUAAUGAGUGUGGAAAAGCCUUUGGACAUAGUUCAUCUCUUACUUACCAUAUGAGGACUCAUACAGGCGAUUGUCCCUUUGAAUGUAAUCAGUGUGGUAAAGCCUUUAAGCAAAUCGAAGGCCUCACUCAACAUCAGAGAGUCCAUACCGGGGAGAAACCCUAUGAAUGUGCUGAAUGUGGGAAAGCCUUCAGUCAAAAGUCCCACCUCAUCGUACAUCAGAGGACUCACACAGGGGAGAAACCCUUUGAAUGUAAUGAAUGUGGAAAAGGCUUCAGUGCAAAAUCCCAACUUGUUAUUCAUCAGAGAUCCCACACUGGAGAGAAACCCUAUGAAUGUGAUGAAUGUGGGAAAGCCUUCAAACAAAAUGCUUCUCUUACCAAACAUAUGAAAGUUCACUCAGAAGAGCACUCUCAUGAGGAAAAUUAAUUCCUCUCAUGUAGGAAAUCUGACAACUGACUAGUUUGGUUUUGUUUAACCCUAAAAGAUGUUCUCAACUUGAUGAAUAUUUGAAAAUCUUUUUUAGGAAAUCACUACUUGUUAUACAUGAGAGCAUUUGAAUACGAUCUUUACAUGAGAGCAAUGGAUGGUAAUAAAAUUUCAACUUCACCCUAAACCUUUACAGAAAGUACUGUAUUUUUACACUUGUUAUAAAUUAUCUCCAUGUUUAGGAUAAAAUAUGGAACUUUUAAAAUUGUGAAUAAGGAUCUGGGGAGAUAGUUUAAUCAGUAAAAUGUGUCCUAAACAAGUUUGAGGACCUGAAUUUCAUCCCUAGGAUCCAUGUAAAAAGCUAGAUGUGGUGGCAUAUACUUUCAGUUUUAGAAUUGGGAAAGUUGAGACAGGAGAGUCCCUGGGACUAGCUUGACCAGCUAGACUAGCCUAAUUUGCAAGCCCUAGGUCACAAGGAGAGAGACCCUUUUAAAAACAAGGUCCAGUGCUCCUGAGGAACAGUACUCAAGGUUGACAUUUGGCCUGCACAUGUUCACCCACACACAUGACCACACACACACACACACACACACACACACACACACACACACACACACA